UCUACCCCACAGUUUGCCGCUUGGUGUAAACCACCUGGUGGUAUUAAUAAACCUGUUUCUGAUUCUGAUUUAUUGAUUGUCAUCAAUAAAGUAUAUCCUCUCGUGUUUAACCCUAUGGUUUAACCUUAUCUGUCUGACAGGUGGCGCUGUUGUUCCGCAGAUGUUAGCGGUGCUGCGUGUGGAAGAAGCCGCCUGUUGGUGCUGUUUACUGGGCAUGAGCUCAGAGAAAUGGGGCCGUCUUCCUCUCUGACCCGUCGAUGAAAAAAUAAAAAACCAGGGGAUGCACAGCGGCACAGAGGAAACACGGCUUCACAGGCGAAAAACCAGGAAUGCUGAUGCUGCUAAACAUGGGGAGUCGCCUCCUUUAUGGAAUAAACCGAGUGUCCGCUGAUGUGUGUAUGCAGUGAGUUUUUUACAAACAGAAGAUUUGGACUUUUUAUUUAAUUUUUUACACACAUCUGCAACGAUGCGGGCUGCGGAGUGGAGACGAGGCGCUGCGAUUGUGCUCUGCAUUUUGGGAUACCUUGUCUCCAGAGCUGCCGCUAAAACAUUUCCGGAGGACCCCGCCACAGAAGAGGUGACUCUGAAGGUUCACUUGAGCGAUGCCAGCACUCACCAGCCCCUCGGAGGAGCCGCCGUGCAUCUCUUCGCCAACCACACUGCUGUAACCACGGAAACCUCGUCAACUGAUGGCAACACCUACCUGCGCUUCCCCUACCGCCUUGGGACACCUCUGGUCGUCACCGCAACCAAACGGGGAUAUGUGCCAAACUCUGUGCCCUGGACUCCUUCUAGAUUACCUGUAUUUUCCUCCAUCAGCCUGGACCUGCUACCAGAAAGAGCUGCGACUCUGAUGGUGUAUGAGGAUGUUGUAGAGAUUGUUUCAGGCGUACAAGGUUUCAGGCAUCAGCCCAGUGUUCAUUUCCAGCGCAGAGCUCUGAGUCUUCCCGCCGACACAUCCUACGCAAACCUAACGGCUCUACUCACCGUGGCCUGCUCCCCCUCGCACAUCCAGCACUUUCCCCACCUGCAGGUCCUCAGCGGCAACGGCACAGGGAACGAGAAGAGGUUUGAGUUGACUCCUGUAGCAGCCAUCUCUGUGCACUUAUUGGCCAGCGACGGAGUGGAGCUGCAGGUGAAUGAGCCAAUCACGGUGUCCGUCCCCCUGCCGGCCGACAGUGGCCUGAAGGAAAAUGAUCACAUCCCUGCUUGGAGAUUCGACCCGCGUUUCGGUGCUUGGAUAAAGAGCAGUUGGGGUCACGUGCAGCGAGAGGGCAACCAGCUCAGUCUGACUUACAUCGCUCCUCAGCUGGGAUACUGGGUGGCCGCCAUGUCUCCAAUACACUCAGGUCCAGUGUUUGCGAAGGACAUCAGCACGUACCACACAGUGUUCCUGUUGGCUAUACUGGGAGGCAUGGCUCUCAUCCUGCUCUGCCUGCUCUGUCUCCUGUUGUACUACUGCAGGAGACGUUGUUUGAAGCCUCGAGUGUCUCACCGCAAGCUCACUAUGUCCUCUGGUCUGGACAGCAGUAAGAAGGAUCAAGCUACCUCCAUGUCGCACCUGGACCUCAUCAGCAGCGAGGCGCAGCUGGAACUUGUUUCCACUGCGACUGAGCCCAACAUGACCACACCGAUGCUGAAGCCGUCCUCAUAUGAGCAACAAGACAAUCAUCGUCAACACAGCCUAAUCCAUCACAGCAAACACAGCCGCUCCUCGCUCGGCAACAGCCACCACGGCUCUUCUCUUGGCAACCUGACGCCGCGCAGCAGAGACUACCGGCAGUCUGCCGAGACGUUCCAAUUAAAGUCCGCCCUCUCGUGUGGGACAGACAGAGGCUACCGCCAAUCAUACACCUCCGUCUGUUCGUCCAGCAACCCGGUUUCAGACGCACUGUCGUCGGCCAAUCAAGGUCAGGUGUCUGCCAAUCAGCUGAGCAGUGUCGGGAUUGUUGACUUCAUCUCCCCUUCCUCUCCCCCUCACUCCCCCAGUAGAGGGGAGGUGUGUGAGUGCAGAGCUCCUGACUACCUCCUCUCCCGCUCUGUGGACCACCUGGAGCGCCCCCCCCCCCCACUGCUCCCCAGGCCGGGCCAGCUGCUCUGCUGCGGCUCCGUGGACCUGCUGAGUGGGGGGGAGGGCUACCCGAGGGUGCGUCCCACCCUGGUCAUCCCAGCUCACUACAUGCGCCUGCCGGGGGAGCACCCUCUGUCCGGUCAGGCACUUCUACUACAGACUGACCAACAGAGUGACUUGGAGACCAUCCAGGCUGAGCUGAAUGCCUCACAUUCCCAGCAGCCACUGGGGCAAUCCCUCUCUGACCUCGGCCCGCAUCCCGCCAAACAGGGCGGUGGAGAACGUAUGGGGCUGUCGGAGUCUCUGUCCAUCCCAGCAGCGCUUGGGGAAACGGGUCUGAUGGAGAUAAACAGCGAGGACACGUUGUUGGCUGAAAAGACUUUAAUGGAGCUCAGGGGAGGGAAGCCUCUGCCUCACCCACGAGCCUGGUUCGUCUCGCUUGAUGGACGCUCCAACGCUAUUCGCCACUCCUACAUUGACCUCCAGCGGGCGGGGUGCCACAGCAGCUCGCCAAGUGGAGGAGGCCAACACGAUACUGGCAGCGGUGGGAGGCGGGGCAACGAUGCCAGCUUGGACUCCGGCGUGGACCUGAACGAGCUGAGAGUGGGCCGCAGGGGGAGAGUUGUAGGAUGGCAGGAAAGAGGGAUUGCGAAAGACAGGUCGAAGAGCACAGCACCAGCCAUGGCCUACACUCAGCUGGUGUAUGUGGAUGAUCUGGACGGGGGCGGCAGCGAGGAAGAGACGCCCAAAUGCAGCCCAGAGGACAGUGACACGACACACAUCCUGUCAGACAAAGCAGAGGGUCAGAGGGGAGAUCUGGGGGGUGAGGAGGGGAAAAUAGAAGAGGUGGUACAAAUACAAGAGGAACCGCCCUCACUUUCCUCUUCAUCCCCUUCUUCUCCUCCUCCCCUGCCAACACCUGAGGGAGAGACGUUCAGGACUGAUCAUGUGCUGCUGUCAGUGUCUCCUGAUGACGAUGCAGCACAGGAUGAUGGAGAGGAGGAGAAGAAGAGUCCCUGGCAGAAGAGAGAGGAGCGACCUCUGCUGGCCUUCAACCUGAAAUGAUCCACAGGUGACCACUUCAAGGAUAGCCUCACACUUUUUUUUUUAAUCAAAUACUCACAUGCCAAUAAGUACAUAGAAAGCAUGUUUGGUUGCUGUAAUUAUUCCUACUGUGCAUAAUGGUCCGUCUUAAAGUGAUGGUGAGACAAAAACCAAACGUUUUUGUUCUGUGCUAAAAUAUUUUCUAAUUUGGUCUGAUUUAGUAUCAAUCUUACAUAUUGGAGAUCUCGCAAAAUCCUUCUUUUAUUUUUUUUUAAAUGGAUAGAGGAUUUUAUUAUCCCUAUAGGAAAUCUAGGCAUUACAAUAAAAAGUAGUAAGUAUAGGCAGUACAAAUACAUAGCAACUAUCUCAGAAAACGGAUGCAUUUCUACACUUCUUAGUUUCAUCUCAACACACAGAAAUAAUACUUUUAAUUCAGUGUGAUUUACACUUACAUAUUUCAUUCUCUCAGAUGUCCAUCGUAAAUAAACUCCAUAAAUAUGCUUAGAAUUUAAGAGAAAAUCUCACAACAGAUUCUAAUCAUAUAAUCAUCCCGUUAUAUAUGUAUAGGGAUACAACAAGUACAAUGACCAAAAUUGUUCAGCUGUACAUAUGGGCAUGUCAGUUUUUAUUUGAGACUUCAAAAGUGUGAACCUAUCCUUUAACUAUGACUCCUGUUUUUGCGCCGAUCAUAACGUGAAGGAAAAGACCAUUUUAAUUAUAGCUCUUUGUUUUCUUAAUAGAGCACUGACAUAAUAUUUCAGCACUGGGAUACCUCCUAGUCCAGAGCUUCAGGUUCCCUUUAUUAAAAGACCACUGUUGUUCUCCACACUUUCCAUAAACUCAUCAGGAUGGAGUGAUGUACACUUGACGAAGACAAAUGGACGAUGGAGGCGAGAAAGUUGAAUAUUUUAUGCACAACAAAUAUAUGCCUUUUUUAUAACUAGCCUUGUGCGCAUAAAGGAACUGUUGGGGGAACAGACUAUGGGUGGUUCUCACAAAUGAACGAAUACAGGAGCCUUUUUCUCUAGCCAUAUUGGCCUCUGUCCACUGACUGUAAAGAACACACUACACUUCUUUAUCGUGAGAUGAAUACCCUCAUUUUUAAGAUUGUGGAGCAUCUGUGCCAAAAUAUGGCAGGUGAUCAUACUCUUUCCUUAGUCUGUCAGGAAGAGUCUUACAGUGGGUUCUGCACAGAUAAUCAGCCCUGACAUAAACAUGUGAAUCCUGUACUUUUAAUUGGUUUUAAGGAUGAUGCUAGAAUUUAAUCUAGCCCAUCAGAAUGCUGAAUGGGUUUUUAGAUGAUCCACAGAGGGGGUAAAGUGUUUGGAGUACUGAAAUGAAACCACUAUCCGCACUGCACAGAUGUGACACACCACUCUGCUGGUUAUAAGGAUGUAAUACCACUGCAAAACUGUAGUUCCACCAACAAAACAAAAAGUGUGAGGUGUAAUAAUAUGAAGGGUUUUGUGCUUGUUGAACCACUGACUAGAAUAUUUUUGCUCUGAAGGCUAUGCAUCACUUUUAUACGGCUGCUUGAGAUGCCUUUUUUGUCAUUUUAAUCAAUAUAAUUUGAAUUGCCAACAUGAAGUAUUUUACCUGGGAAAAUAGGCUAUUUUUAUUUCCUUUAAUAUGUUAAGGACUUUUUUUCCUAACUCGCCUUAUGUUAAGACUUUCAAAAACACAACUGCAAGUUUUACCUGAAACCAAACUAUUUUUUGCAUGCUCUGUUUCACCUUAUUUUAGUUUUUAACCUUUUCCUCAUGUUCCAAGUGCCUUUGAACACCCUGACUAUCCAAUUUGUGGAACAGAAAACCUUAUUUAUUUCUCACCUUCUUUUGCCUUUAGCUUCUCUCCUCUACCUCAGCCCUCCCUUUCUCUCCCACUUGUGAAAGAAAGCAUGCAGUAAACUUUCCUCAGCACUAGCAUAUUACAAGCUACACUGCAGACGUUUCAGAAAAUGUCUACCAGCUGCUUCAAUCGUAAAAUCCUCUACAGUAAUCAGCAAGGCACCAAUCUGUCUUAGACUAAGCAGUUAAGGAUUUACAAAAGUUUUGAGUGAAGCACGGAAUAGAUAAAGCUAAGUGCGAUUGUAUGUGAAGCGAAACUGCAGGUCAUUUCAGUGCAUUUUCUUACUUUAGUGUCUGUAGAGGGUGAAUGUUCGUCUCGAAUGUGUGUGCCUGGGUUGUGUUCAUCUGCUCUGCUGCUGGCUGUGAGUUUGUGUUGUCAGACUGUGUGUCGAUGCAAAACCGCUGACAAAUAAUCAACAUACAUCCACUCAAGGUUGAUAUAGUCAUAGCAAUCAUAUUAAAGAGUGUGUAUAGUUUUUACUUUGCUUCACCUGGUCAAAUGAUGUGUGAGUUGUUGUGAAUGUUCUCUUUUCUCUUAGUAUCCCACAGCAAUCUCCAGGUCGAGGGUGGAGUUGCAGUAGUACAGCAUCCUGAGUGUGUUGCUGGGUUGCUUGCAUUAUAUUUGAAGCCUAUUAUUCUAAUAAACCGCCAAACUGGAA
This is a messenger RNA of Gymnodraco acuticeps, 5621 nucleotides long. It is a transcript of the gene fam171a1, whose product is annotated as family with sequence similarity 171 member A1. The coding region runs from base 467 to 3136 and encodes 889 amino acids. Lineage: Eukaryota; Metazoa; Chordata; Actinopteri; Perciformes; Bathydraconidae. Gene Ontology annotation, biological process: stress fiber assembly; regulation of cell shape. Gene Ontology annotation, cellular component: plasma membrane. The transcript is spliced from 9 exons. The record is from RefSeq and is a predicted model, not a curated record.